UAGUGUUUGAGACAGCUCACCUUUGUUACCAAAACAAAAGCGACCCUCCAGGGAGCCGCGAUAUCUAUAAGUUUCCAGUUUUGAAUCAACUACAGGCUGCUGUCACCGUCAAUACGUGGUAUCUACGAUGUGUCCGCGGUGUUUGAACGCCCCACAGACCACGCCCCUCGGGAGAGUUGGGCGGUUUGGUGCCCCUGGGUGUCACCGGUGGAGUUUAACUCUCAGGCCAGUAGUCACGUAGACGGCCUGCGAGGAGCUGUCUGUCCCCUCCCUGCCUUCAGUCUCACGGUUCAGGUGGACCCCAGUCUGCAUCUCCACUGUCAGCAUGUCGCCGUCCACGUCCCCGCGGCUCUUCACGGAGAGGGAGGUCUCCCGCCACCGCACCAAGGACUCCUGCUGGGUGCUGCUGGGGACCAGGGUGUACGACGUGACCUCCUUCUUGCGGAUGCACCCGGGCGGGGAGGCGCUGAUACUCCGGCGGGCGGGCAAGGACGUGAGCCCGGAGAUGGAGGGACCCCCGCACCGGCACUCGGAGAACGCCCAAAGGUGGAUGGAGCAGUACUACAUCGGGGAGCUGGACAGAGACAGAGACACUGACGAGGAACAGACUCUGAGAGAGAGGAGGAAGGCCAGCGAGCAGACAGCUGGAGAGACGGGAGACAAGACGACAGAGGAGCAGGAGAAAGAGGAGGACGAGAAUGCCAAUUACAACCGCUGCAGCCCUGUGGACCUGGACAAGGAUUUGGUGGACUGGCGGAAGCCCCUGGCUUGGCAGGUAGGCCACCUCGGAGAGAAAUAUGAUGCGUGGGUUCACCAGCCAGUCGACAGACCCAUCAGACUGUUCGGAAACCCCUUCCUGGAGGCCAGUACCAAGACUUCAUGGUACUGGGUACCAGUGGUGUGGCUUCCUAUUGUGUUUUAUUUCAGUUGGCACUGCUACACCACCCUGGCUAAGGGCACCACCAGGCUCAACCUCACUUCAGGCAUCUCUGUCCCCAUCCAUAAGUACUUCUUCCCACUGCUCUUUUUGAUGGGCUGGUUCUUGUGGUCGUUCAUCGAGUACUGCAUUCAUCGCUUUGUCUUUCACAUGAAACCGCCGGCCCACAACUACUACCUCAUCACGAUACACUUCCUCCUGCACGGACAGCACCACAAGUCUCCGUUCGACGGCUCUCGGCUGGUCUUCCCCCCCGGCCUGGCCUCCUUGGUGGUGGGAAGUUUCUAUCUAAUCCUCUGCAGCACGCUCCCGGAGAUCCUCGGGACGUCGGUGUUUGUCGGAGGACUGUGUGGCUACGUCAUCUACGACAUGAUCCACUACUACCUUCACUACGGUUCACCCAAGAAGGGCUCGUACAUGUACGGCCUGAAGGCCUACCAUGUCAAACACCACUUUGAGCACCAGAGAGCAGGUUUUGGAAUCACCUCCACGUUCUGGGACCACCCCUUCAACACAGUCAUCCCCGAUGAGAAGUUCUAACAUAGAAACGGCUCUCCUGAAGGGCCACAGGACUUAUCAACCACCCUCCUUAGCAACCAGCAUACAUGCUGUAACCGCCAUGACACCCUUAGUUCAAUCUCCGCCGCCAUAGCUUUUCAAAACCACGUAGGACAUUCUAAUUCUGCGGACUCCUGGGCCUCCUCGACGAAUCCAUACAUCCAUCUUAUGUCCCCCUGCUUUUUGAAUCCAGCACGCAAAACAUUAUUCGCCUAAGCUCGGUCAUGUAGUUGCAAAGAACGCACCGUUUCCAUCUGUGAUCAUUCUUGCACAGUUGCAAAGCCAUUCUGUGCCAAUUUUUUGUUAUUAUUAUUAUUAUUAUGUUAUUAACUGAACCAAAAUCUACUACGGCUGUGCUCUUCACCGCACUGACCUCUCCAGCCAAGUCAUUGGAGGAAGGCCAGGGAGAGACAGAGAGGGACACACAUGAACAGACACACAAAGCACGUACACAUCUGUGUAUUUUGAUUGUUGAGCUAUAAUUACAUUUAAAGGAAUAACAUGAUUCCUCUACACCUGUAGAAUACUAUAGUGCACAUCACACUGAAGAAACUCCAAAACAUACUCCAAAUAUGCACUCUUUUCCUGGUUUACAAAAACCUGCCAGCAGCAUGAUAUUCCCCUGUUCACUUUCAACUUUGGUUAACUUUGACCGGCGAGGUCGCAGCCUCAAACAAUAGCAAAGAAGCGCAUGUUUGCUGUUGUACCCAUGUGGCAAAGGAAGUGAUAGGUGGUUGUUGAAUGUGGAAGACGUAAAAAGGAAGGAGAUGUAACAGGAAGUGUGUGUGAGAGAGGGUAUGUAGAGUCGAGAGUGAGAGAGAGAGAGGCUGUGAACUGGUGAACUAACUCAAGAAAUGAAACCUUCAUCCUUCCCCCGCACUGUCUGCAGCUUUAACGUUUCUCUUUUUUGCCACGGGUCUCUCAGCUACGCUGCAAUACUCUGUUACACUGCAGGAAUCGUAACAGUCUACAGAUGUUCCCUCCACCGUUAUUUGCCCUCACUGUCAGUUUUUGAAAACAGCUGUGAACAGAAAAUAUUUGGUUUUAGAUAUUUGGACAAUGCUGGGUUUUAAUUUAUUAAUUAUCAGCAAAGCUGCAGAAGUGAAAUCAUACUGUAGGGGACUAAUGCAAUGUAAUGUUAAUGUCCUACAUGUUUCUAACCACUUGAGAUAUAUUUUUGCAAGUCUUUUGUAAUACUUCCCUCUGUUUUCUUUUCUGUUUCGUCACUCAUGAUACAACAAAGAUGUAGAAUUUUUUUUUUUUGUAAAAUGCUUUGUACAGAAGAGGAGAUUGUUUAAUUGCAGCAGCGUUACGUUGCCGGAGUGAGCAGAUGUUUCGGUGUGAAGAUGGAUGGAUGGAUGUAGUGUGUUGUCAUGGCGUCAGAGGGACAGAGCUGAAGGCAUGAGGCCGGCCUGUCAGACUUCCUGCUGUGGGGAUCUCGGGGUUCAUUUUUUUAGUGGCCCUGCAGACCCUAUCAGGAUGACGAUGGAUGAACCAUCUGACCGGGCAGCAGGAGGUCUCGAUAGCGCCUGGCGGAUCCUCAAAAUGUCUCCUCUAAACACUCGACAGCAACACUGAUAACUAAAGCAGAACAAAAUAAAUUAAAACCCAUUUACAUGAAUAUGUAGAGUAAAGUGAGAAUAUACUACAACUGCAGACUUAUCCACUUUUCUAGUUUGAAGUAAAGACUCCAAUUUACAUCAAUUUUAUGUACAUGCAUGCUUACACAUUCAAAAAGGAGUAAAACAAUAAUAAUUUAUUUUCUUAAUAUUCAUUGCAGCAAUAAUAAUUGAGUCUUCAGGUAAACCUUAAGAGGGCUGUGUCGCCAAAACACUGUUUCUGAUAACAGGAUUGAGCUAUAACUGCACCAAAUGUGUCCUGUUGUCUCCAGCAUAUCAGUUAAUAUGAAAACAUAACACUGUCUGUCUUAUGCUUCAUACAGUCCAGUUGAUAAUGAAUGCUCAAGCCAUCAUGAAAGAAGAAUUCUGACUUUGAUAUAAUGACCACAAAAAAUGUUGCUUAAGAGAGAACCAAAGAUUACUAGGUAAUGAAGGUGGAGAUAGUGAUGACCAUGAUAAUAAUAAUGCCGAUGAUGAGUGUAAUAAUAGAAAGUGAUUUUGGCAGCUGCUUGGCAAAAGUGAAACAAUUCCACCUGUUGGAAUGAAGUACACACAGAUCUUAUUUAUGUAUAUUUAUACGACGUAGAUGAAAGACAACAGCUUGUACGCCUUGAUUCUGACAAGUGAACUUUUCCUUGUGCUAAAUUAUGCAGCGGAAAAUAAUAUUCCCUAAAUCUGUUUACUAUAAUAUCUUAUAACAUUUAUUUUGGAAUUUUUAAGUGUCUAUGCAAAUGCAAAAACGUAUUUGUAAAUAAAUAUCUGUAUAU
Molecule: messenger RNA, 3881 nt
Organism: Anoplopoma fimbria (sablefish)
Lineage: Eukaryota; Metazoa; Chordata; Actinopteri; Perciformes; Anoplopomatidae
Gene: fa2h
Product: fatty acid 2-hydroxylase
Exons: 7
Coding region: 326-1477 (383 amino acids)
Biological process (GO): lipid biosynthetic process; fatty acid metabolic process
Cellular component (GO): endoplasmic reticulum; membrane
Molecular function (GO): heme binding; fatty acid 2-hydroxylase activity; iron ion binding
Source: RefSeq, a predicted model, not a curated record